This is a messenger RNA of Entrophospora candida, 318 nucleotides long. The record is from the annotation of a GenBank genome assembly. Lineage: Eukaryota; Fungi; Glomeromycota; Glomeromycetes; Entrophosporales; Entrophosporaceae.
AUGGAUGAACCACAAACAUUGGAGGAGAUCAACGCAAACAAAUUCAAAAUUAGACCUAAUGAUGAACUUUAUAAUAUUAUGAUAAGUAGUGAAAAGAUUGAAUUUGAUAGUGCCAAUCGUACAUUCAAAUACAAGGAAUUGGAAAAAGAGGGUAAAAUAAUGGUAAUUCGACUUGUAAAAGAUAGUACUCCACAAUUUGUGAAAAUGUUUCAUAGUGUAAAAGUUCCAGAUGAAACUGACUUGAAAAAAUCACUUGAAGAUGCUGGUUUACAAUCUAUGGCAGUUUUUGAAAAUAGAGGAAUUAUUGAGCCUGUCUAG